Molecule: messenger RNA, 1308 nt
Organism: Sugiyamaella lignohabitans
Lineage: Eukaryota; Fungi; Ascomycota; Dipodascomycetes; Dipodascales; Trichomonascaceae
Gene: LAT1
Product: dihydrolipoyllysine-residue acetyltransferase
Exons: 1
Coding region: 1-1308 (435 amino acids)
Biological process (GO): pyruvate decarboxylation to acetyl-CoA
Cellular component (GO): pyruvate dehydrogenase complex
Molecular function (GO): dihydrolipoyllysine-residue acetyltransferase activity
Source: RefSeq, a predicted model, not a curated record
AUGCCAGCUUUGUCUCCUACUAUGACCCAGGGUAACAUUGGUGCCUGGCAAAAGGCUGUUGGUGACCAGCUUGCUCCUGGUGAGCCUUUAGUCGAAAUUGAGACCGAUAAGGCUACCAUGGACUUCGAAUUCCAAGAAGAGGGUUAUCUUGCUAAGAUUCUUUUGGAAACUGGUUCCAAAGAUAUCCCUGUUGGUAAGCCAAUUGGUGUCUAUGUCGAAGAUGAGGCUGAUGUUGCUGCUUUCGCUGACUUCUCUGUCGCUGAUAUUGAGGGUGGUUCUGCCGCUGCCGAGACUGAAUCUGCUUCUUCCGAGACUAAGGCUGAUCCUGGUGCUGAGAAGGCCGACAACCCCGUCUCACAAUCUAAGGCUUCGGAUUCACCUGCUAGCUCCGCUCCUCAAGCAACUUCUUCUGGUCCCAGUGGUGACCGUCUCUUAGCUUCUCCUAUUGCCAAAUUGAUUGCUCUUGAAAAGGGUAUUCCCCUUAAGGACGUCAAGGGUUCCGGUCCUAACGGUCGUAUCAUCAAGAGAGAUGUCGAGAACUACAAGCCUGCCGCUCCCGCUGCUUCAACUUCAGCUCCUGCUGCCGCCACUGGUGCUGCCGCUGCUACUUAUGAGGAUAUUCCCAUUUCUGCUAUGCGCAAGACCAUUGCUUCCAGAUUAACCCAAUCUAAGCAAAUCAACCCUGACUACAUUGUCUCUUCUACUGUUUCGGUUAGUAAGCUUCAAAAGUUGAGAGCUUCUCUCAAUGCUUCUGGUGAAGGCAAGUACAAGAUCUCUGUCAAUGACAUUCUUAUCAAGGCUAUUGCCGUUGCCAAUGCUGCUGUUCCUCAAGCCAACUCUGCUUGGCUCGAGAAGGAGGGUGUUAUUCGCCAAUACAAGAAUGUUGAUGUCUCAGUCGCUGUUGCUACUCCCACUGGUUUGAUUACCCCUGUUGUCCGCAAUGUCGAAGCUAAGGGUCUCGCUGCUAUCUCUGCUGAGGUCAAGGCUCUUGGCAAGAAGGCUCGUGACGGUAAGCUUGCCCCUGAAGAGUACCUAGGCGGUACCAUUACCAUCUCCAACAUGGGCAUGAAUCCUGCUGUCAGCUUCUUCACUGCUAUCAUCAACCCUCCUCAGAGCACUAUCUUGGCCGUUGGUACCGUUGAGAGACGAGCCAUUGAGGACCCUGAGUCUGAAACCGGUAUCGCUUUCGAUGAUGUAAUCACUCUUACUGCUUCAUUUGACCACAAGGUUGUCGAUGGUGCCGUUGGUGCUGAAUGGAUCAAGGCCCUCAAGCGUGCUGUUGAGAACCCAUUGGAGCUCUUGUUGUAA